AUGUCGGAUGAUGGUAAGCUGAAAAAAUAUGGGAAACUUCAGGAAAAAACAUAAUUUGCCAAAUUUUGAUAUCUAUCUGAUUUUUAGAGAAAAACCUCAAAGGAAUAGAGAUUUCAAAGAUUUUGAAACAGCAAACAAAGCGGACCAGGCUCAACUUUUUUGAGAAAGAGUCUGAAGGACCACUUUAAAAAUAUUUCUACUCACUAAAAAGAUGGUCAAUUUUUGAUAAACCUGAACAUUCAGACAUAGAUAAUCAAAAUUAGGUCCGCUAAAAAUGUUUCUUUGUUUUGUACAUAUGAAUUGGCCCAGAGCUAGAACAUUUUUAUUUGUAAAUAAACAAUUUGUAAUAAAAAUGUCCCUUUCCUCAAAUAAAUUCAAAAAAUUCUUUAAAAUUUGAAUUAUUUUCAGUUACUCCUUAUGGUGCAUUUGCCUCACUUUAUAUUUAUAUAAUGGUUGGAAUAGCAUCGAUUGGAAGUGUUGGAGCUGUUUGUUUAUUGGUCAUUUUUAUUCCAACCGUUAGUUUUUUAAAUGUUUCAAGUUCAUCUUACAGUACACCUUGAUACAAAAAUUUCCUUCAUAAAUGAAUUUUCCAGCUUAUCGAGAAAAUGAUUCGUACAGCAGCGGCUUUACAAUCAACUGCUAAAAUUGUAGAAUCUACGGUAAUUUUUACAAAUCUUAUGCCAACAAUCUAUUUCCAAUUCUCCAGCGUCUUUCUGCUGCACAUUAUACUGCGAUGGCUAAUUUGAAAAAUUCGAACAAAGAAAAUGAAAUCUAUAAAGCUUAUGAUAGUUUGAUAAAAAAUAACAAAACUGAAGUUGGACGUGUUUUUGGAAUGGAUAAAUUGACAAAUCAGUUCAUUAAAAUGUAAGUUUCUAUGAAAAAAACAAUUUUUUAAAACUAACAUAUUUCCAGUUAUGAAUCCGACGCCGUUUGCAGAAGAAAAUAA
Caenorhabditis angaria is the source of this 946-nucleotide messenger RNA. The record is from the annotation of a GenBank genome assembly. Lineage: Eukaryota; Metazoa; Nematoda; Chromadorea; Rhabditida; Rhabditidae.